Messenger RNA from Oryza sativa Japonica Group (Japanese rice), 2250 nucleotides. The record is from RefSeq and is a predicted model, not a curated record. Lineage: Eukaryota; Viridiplantae; Streptophyta; Magnoliopsida; Poales; Poaceae.
CCUCCUCGCCUCGCUGGAAGAAGUAGCCUCUGCUCUGCUCUGCUCUACUACAGCCACCUCUCUCUCUCUCUAGUUUCUCUCUCUAGCCCCCUCCCUCCUCCUCCUCCUCCCCCACUAGCGCAGAGCCCAAUGCGGAACAAACCCUAGUAGUGCCCCCCCCCCCACCACCGGGUCCCCUCCUGAUCUCGCGCGGCGGCCAUGGGUAACUGCUGCCGGUCGCCGGCGGCCGCCGCGAGGGAGGAUGUGAAGACAUCGCACUUCCCCGCCUCUACCGGAGGCGGGAAGAAGAAGCCGCACCAGGCGCGGAACGGGGGAGGCGGAGGUGGUGGUGGAGGAGGGGGAGGCUGGGAGAAGAAGCGGCUGUCGGUGCUCGGGGAGGAAGGGAGCGAGGUGAACGGCGGGAUCGAGGAGAAGUACGCGCUGGACAGGGAGCUGGGGCGCGGCGAGUUCGGGGUGACGUACCUGUGCAUGGACCGGUGCUCGCGGGAGCUCCUCGCGUGCAAGUCGAUCUCGAAGCGGAAGCUGCGGACGCCCGUGGACGUGGAGGACGUGCGGCGGGAGGUGGCCAUCAUGCGGCACCUGCCCAGGAGCGCCAGCAUCGUGUCGCUGCGGGAGGCGUGCGAGGACGACGGCGCCGUGCACCUCGUCAUGGAGCUGUGCGAGGGAGGGGAGCUGUUCGACCGCAUCGUCGCCAGGGGCCACUACACGGAGCGCGCGGCGGCGGCGGUCACGCGCACCAUCGUCGAGGUCGUGCAGCUCUGCCACCGCCACGGCGUGAUCCACCGGGACCUCAAGCCCGAGAACUUCCUCUUCGCCAACAAGAAGGAGAAUUCCCCACUCAAGGCCAUCGACUUCGGCCUCUCCAUCUUCUUCAAGCCUGGUGAAAAAUUUUCUGAAAUUGUGGGAAGUCCAUAUUACAUGGCUCCUGAAGUGCUGAAGAGAAACUAUGGACCUGAAAUAGACAUAUGGAGUGCUGGUGUCAUCUUGUAUAUUUUGUUAUGUGGAGUUCCUCCUUUUUGGGCUGAGACUGAACAAGGAGUGGCACAAGCUAUACUUCGUGGAAAUAUAGAUUUUAAGCGAGAACCAUGGCCCAAUGUUUCUGAUAAUGCUAAAGAUCUAGUUCGUCAGAUGCUUCAGCCUGACCCAAAACUCAGGCUAACAGCAAAGCAAGUUCUUGAGCAUACCUGGCUUCAAAAUGCUAAGAAAGCUCCAAAUGUUCCACUUGGAGAUAUUGUAAAGUCAAGGCUGAAACAGUUUUCAAGGAUGAAUAGAUUCAAAAGAAGAGCUCUAAGGGUUAUUGCUGAUCACUUAUCAGCCGAAGAGGUUGAGGACAUAAAGGACAUGUUCAAGGUGAUGGAUACAGAUAAUGAUGGUAUAGUCUCUUAUGAAGAGUUAAAGAGUGGAAUCGCAAAAUUUGGUUCCCAUCUUGCAGAAUCUGAAGUGCAAAUGCUUAUUGAAGCUGUGGAUACAAAUGGUAGGGGAGCACUAGAUUAUGGUGAAUUUUUGGCCGUUUCACUUCACUUACAAAGGAUGGCAAAUGGCGAGCACCUCCGGCGGGCCUUCCUAUUUUUCGACAAGGAUGGCAAUGGCUAUAUUGAGCCCGAGGAGCUUCAGGAGGCUCUGGUGGAGGAUGGGGCAACUGAUAUCAUGGAAGUGGUGAAGGACAUAUUGCAAGAGGUUGACACUGACAAGGAUGGCAAAAUUAGCUAUGAAGAAUUCGUAGCAAUGAUGAAGACUGGCACAGAUUGGAGAAAGGCGUCACGGCAUUAUUCAAGAGGACGUUUCAACAGCCUUAGCAUAAGGCUUAUAAAGGAUGGAUCUGUAAAAUUGGGCAACGAGUGAAGUUGCAAACUUGCAGCUGGUGUUGCCCUUUACUACUCAUCUGCGCAUGCUACUUCAAGCCUUCAGCAGUUCAGCUACACCCAAACAGCAUACUGUUACAGAAGAAAAGAACAAAAAAGCAGCUUGGAGCUAUACAUGACCAUGGCAGAUCAGCAGGUGUACUCCUAGUACAUUGUUAGAGCAAGUUCAAUAUUAUAGACAACUACUGGCUCCAAUUCAUCUAUAGCCAAUCUAAUAGCUCAUUCAUACAAUAGUUACAUACUACACUAUUAAUACCUAGUCUCACCUGUCAUAGACACACUGCAUCUUGGAGUGCUACAGCUGGCUACAAAUCUGUAGUCCGCUGCUAUUCUCUCUCCUGAUUUAUCUCCUUAAAAUAUGUUUGCAGCUGGCUUAUAGCUUGCUAUU